Oreochromis niloticus (Nile tilapia) is the source of this 1563-nucleotide messenger RNA. Its product is annotated as myeloid-associated differentiation marker homolog. Gene Ontology annotation, cellular component: membrane. The record is from RefSeq and is a predicted model, not a curated record. The transcript has 2 exons. Bases 605 to 1513 code for a protein of 302 amino acids. Lineage: Eukaryota; Metazoa; Chordata; Actinopteri; Cichliformes; Cichlidae.
GGUAAAAUUGGUCACUUUAUUGUUCAGCUGCUCAAUGCAAAUAUCAACCAAUCACAUGGCAACAACUCAGCAUUUUCAGGCAUUAGACAUGCUCAAGACAACCUGCUGAAAUUCAAACUGAACAUGAGAAUGAAAAAAGAUGUGUAAUUGUCUUUGAACUUUCAUGGUUAAUGUGGCAGAGAGAACGGUCAGAAUCAUUCAGAAGCUCCUGAUCUACUGAGAUUUCCUCCAUAACCAUCUCUAGGGUUACAGAAAAUGAUCCAACAAUGAUAAAAUAUCCAGCAGCAGUUCUCUGAGUGGAAAUGCCUUAGAGGAGGUCAUAGGAGAAUGGCCAGACUGAUAGGACUGCAGCAGUAACUCAAAUAACCAUUGAAUACAACAAAGGUAUUGUUGUAAGGAAAUCCACACAUCUGAACGUCCACACAAAUCUCUCUCUCUCUCUCUCUCUCUCUUUCAACUCAGGGUAGGCUCACCACACAUCAGGGAAAGGGUAUCCAGGAAAUCUGUGCACAGGAAACACACGUUUUGUCUGACUGACAGAGGAAACUCCCACAAAUAAGAGGAAUCUUUUCUGCUUCUAUCAUCAGUCAAUUCACCUCUCAUCAUGGCUAUAGUCCUCCACUUCAACCCUCUGCUGUGGACACGGCUGGCAGCCCUGGCUUUCUCCUGUGUGGCAUUCUCCGUGGCUGUGCAUGGUGCCAGGACCAUCCCCGGCACUGGAGACUGGUGCAUCUUCUGCUGGGGCUUCAGCUUUGCCAGCACUCUGCUCGUGAUUCUGGUGGAGCUCUUCGGCCUGCAGACGAAAGUCCCUGUUUCCUGGAAGAACCUCCCUAUCACCUUUGCCUGCUACGCUGCCCUACUCUGUUUGUCCGCCUCUAUCAUCUUCCCACUCUACUUCCUCAAAGGUUCCAUGGGCCCCAAUACGAUCCGCGACUACAGCAUCAUGGCAGCCGUCUUCUCCUGCUUGGCUACCAUUGCUUACAUAAGUGAGGUGAGCAUCAGCAAGGCACGUCCGGGCGAGGUGGCCGGCUACAUGACCACAGGACCUGGACUAUUGAAAGUCUGUGAGACCUUCGUGGCCUGCGUCAUCUUUGUCUUUGUGACUGAUCCUGUGUUGUACAACGAUCACAAUGCACUGAAGUACUGCAUGGCUGUCUACUGCAUCUGCUUCAUCCUGUCAGCGGCCAUCAUCCUGCUCUGUAUAGGCGAGUGUACUGGGUGCUUGCCUUUCCCAUUCCCCCGGUUCCUGUCAGCCUACGCCAUGCUGGCCGUGGUCCUCUACCUGUUAGCAACCAUCAUCUGGCCUAUCUUCAACUUUGACCCCAGGCACCGUGGGAAUAAAAACAGGCCAUACAGCUGCAGCACACAACUGGGGUUGUGUUCGUGGGAUAAGGGCAUGACAGUGGCUGUACUCACUGGUGUCAACUUUAUCCUCUACCUGGCAGACCUGAUCUACUCCACCCGCCUGGUAUUUGAGAAACAAGAAGUAAAGGUAGCAGUAUGCUCCAAAUAAAACUGAAUUUGGUUACUUUGUCUAUGGAACUGCUGUCUCUUAUACUGCUG